CAUAGACGUAUCAAAAGAGACCUGAUUGUUUACAUUUGAAAGUGAGGCCAACAUUCACUAGUCCACUAUUUGUACUGGCCGACUGUAAUCUGGUCUAUUUCGCUGGGGGAAAGCACUGUUGCCAGAUUUAUCAUUUGGGCUGAUGUUUCGGUUCAAAACUUCGUCCGCAGUUCAUGUCUAUGCGUUCUUAAACUUACUCCGAGUAAACUAUGAUUACUCAAAAGCAUUCACAAACGUACUAUUCCUUCCUCCGAGUAUGCUCUUCGAGUAUCACGGCUUAUUCGGAGUAAAUUUAAGAACGCAACCCUUGAAUGAUUCGGCGUCUGGGGAAGUGCGGCAACACUGUUCUUAUUUUAUAUAGGCAAAUUGUCAAGAUGGCAGGUUUCUUUCACGUGGUCUGUCACAUUUGUUGCAUUGUUGUCAGCACGAGUCCUGAGAUAUUCAAGGAGAUUUAAGGAAAUAAAUUUGUGUGCUUUAAUAUUUAUUUCGUGAUUUGAGCGUUUUAGGCUGAAUUUAGUUGAAUAUAUAUUUAAAUAUGAUUCGUCAGUGUGAAAUUUGUAAGAAAAGUAAGAUUUCCCAUCCGGAUUUAUCUUUUCAUAAAUUUCCAUCUGAUACCGAAAAGAGAGGAAUUUGGGCUUCGCUCCUUGGAUUUGAAAGCGUUAAUUUCACUAAGAAGUUGGUAUUUAUUUGUUCGAACCAUUUCAAUCCAGACGAUAUUGAAAUAAGGCCAAAUGGAAAAUUCCUCAAGCCAGAUGUUGUCCCAUUACCUUAUCAUACAACAUAUUCGAGAUUUCAAAUGAAAGUUCAGACACAGUAUCCGAACAAGAAGAUAGUCGUAUCAGCCCAACUACAGAGACAAUGUUGUUUGGAGUGGCAAGUAACCAGUUUGAUGUUGAAGCUCUGUCUAAAAGCUCAUCAUCAUCUUCAGCAACUCAUACUGCUUCAUCUUCAGUUACUCUUACAGCCUCAGAGUGUGAAAACGAACUUUCUAAGACAAUUUUUGUUGAACCAUCAUCCCAAAAUGUUCCAAGAAAAAAAAGAAAGAGGAGCUAUUUUGGCGAUUUGUCAAGCAGUGAUUUCUUGACACCAGAGAAGUGACUCAGAUACUUUACCAGAACCAAUAAAAGUAUUAGAUUUUAUGUAAGUCUGCAUUAAUGGUUCAUGGAAAAUGCCUGUUGGAUACUUCUUAUUGAAUGGAUUAUCUGCAGUGGAAAAAUUAAAAUUAUUGAAAAAAAUGCCUUGAAUUCAUCAAUGAGAGUGGAAUCACAGUUACAUCAAUUACAUUCGAUGGCACUGUAACAAAUUUUUCAAUGGCAGAGAAGUUGGGCGCAGAUUACACUAAUCAUUCUGAUCUGAAAACUAGCUUCAUAGAUCCCAUCACAAAAAAUGAGAUUUUCGUUUUUUAGAUACCUGUCAUAUGAUCAAACUUGUUCGGAAUUGUUUUGCUUUACAAAUUUGUCUGGAGGAUGGCAGUCAGUGAAAGAUCCAGUGUAAUUUUGUGGAGAGAUUAGUAGACGUCCUCAAUAGAGAGCCUAUAUUUUUGAAUUUGGUGACUUGGUAUAUGUUGAAAAUAGUAACAAAAUCAAUAGGAAAACAUUAGAAGAACUCAGAAUCGGUCCUGUCCGGAUUUUAAAGAAAAUUUCUUAUUCAAUUUUUGAAAUAGAAUAUGGUCACAAAAAAAAAGAAUCAAAAAUUUUUUAUAUAUUAAGUAAGUUGGGUACAUAUGUUCCAUUAUGAUGCAUUGAUUAUUCAAAUAUCAUUUCAAAAGUAUUGUAAGAAGUUUUUAGUUUGUUCAUUUUUGAUUGGCUAUCUAUUCUUGAUUCUGGUUAUAGGUUAGUGUAAUGUUAUGAUUUUGUAUUCAUUGAAUGAAAACUUGUUAUACUGAAACAUUAAUCGAGAAAAGUCAAUAGAACAAAACAAUAUCAGAAUUAUAUGUAGGUAUAUUAUGAUAAAAUUUAACUCUGUUUUAGUUCAAAAUAACAACUAGCUGUGAAUUGUUUUUUUUUGUCAGGUGUUAAGGAAUGAAAUCUUGUCAAAAACUGUAGGCCCCGAUACCAUAAUAUGUAAUUCAUUGUUUCUUGAAAAAUUAAAUCAUUUGUUUGGGAGCUGUAGGUAUCUAGUCAAGCAUCAGCAUACAAUUAAAUAUCUCGAAUAUACUAAAUUCAAUUAAAUAUGCCAUAUCUGUAUCUACCCUUUGUAUUAUUUGUAUUUUAUAAUAAAUUGCUUGAUGACAUCAAAAGAUUAAAUGAACAAAGUUUCGAUAAAAAAGUAAAGGAAUUAUUGCUGCAGAACACAAUAUACAGCCUAAAAGAGUUUUAAAAUGUUUGUGUAUGUAAUUUGUUUUUUAAACCUGAUUGAAUUUUUAUGACAAACCGUGAAAAUUAUUGACAGUGAAUAUUUAUAGUGUACAAUGUGAUGUAGUACAUAUGUAAAUAAAUAUUAUUAUGAAGUUUUGUUACUUCAAGGCUAUGAAUUGUUUUUUUUUUGUUAUGUGUCAAGAAAUUAAAUCUUGUCAAAAACUGUUGGCCCUAAUUCCAUAAUAAUAUGUAAUUGUUCCUCGAAAAAAUAAAUUAUUCGUUUAGAGCAUGUUUAAUUCAAGGAUACCCAUAAAAAUUGAAGUCUGAAGUUGGUAACUUAUACUUACUAAAAUAUUCAAUAAUUCGCAGUUUCCUCAGAAUUUGGGCAAAAUAGGGGAUCCUAUAUUAAAUACCGUAUUCAAAACAUAUUUUAUUUUUAUUACCAAUAAAAUUGGAUAUUAAUUAACAAUUUGAAGAUUAUAUUGUGUACCUGCGGAGUUUGGAACUUAUUUCAAGUUUAUCUUGAGAAAUUGAAGGUUCUACAAAUUGUACAGAGUAUUUAUGUGAAAUCAGGUACAAAAAAGUAAUAGAAAAAAUCAAGAAAUGGCUAUAAAACUCCGUAGGCAGGAAACAUUUUUGACUGUUAAGCAAAUUUCAGGUAUUAUUUGAAUAUUUUAGAAUAACACAGUUCUGUUUGUUCAUUCAUAAUUUAAAAACUAUUUCUGUUGAAUAACUUAUAAAUUUCAGUGGAUUCUAAAUAGUUGAGUCUCCUGCCUUUUGUUCUACAUGUAUAAUUUUCAUGUAGUCAAUUGUGGGGAAAGGGUGAUUAUUAUCUAUGCAAAGGUGGAGAGACACUUA
Molecule: messenger RNA, 3155 nt
Organism: Harmonia axyridis
Lineage: Eukaryota; Metazoa; Arthropoda; Insecta; Coleoptera; Coccinellidae
Exons: 5
Coding region: 536-1084 (182 amino acids)
Source: RefSeq, a predicted model, not a curated record